GUGUAUCUAGAACUGCCAUCGCUCUUCCCUUCCCUUUCCUGUCACCGCAACGCUUUGGCAGGCCAGAUGGAGUCUGCCUUUAAGCUUAGUCGCUUUUGUUAGACCCAAGAUCAGAUUCCAGAGCCUCACGCUGUCCAGCAUAGAUCCUAGUGUUUCCAGCUCGGGAAGCUGAUGGUGAGAAUGCAAAUGACCAAAGGAAGGACCACGCCCGUGACCUGCCAGUAGAAAAUGGGUUAGCGACUGCGAUGUCGCGCUACAGGUGACUCGCUGCGGUGUGUCCGUGGAAGCACGCCAAGGGUAGAGGACCGUGCAGGGGCGUGGAAUGGCACUGUCUUGUCACAGGGGUUCGAGAGUCUUAGGCGACCGGGUGGGGUGUGGCAUCAAAAGGGACACUGCUUAGGGAGCGAAAGAAACUCCUAUGGCCGGGUAGAAGAAGAGUCCAGUCCGUCAAGGUCUAAAAGACAGAAGUAGGUUAGAACCGACCCCUACUCAGUGCCUCGCCUCGCCCUGCACUUUUCCUAGGGAGGGAGUUCCGUAACGGAUUCACUCCUGUGGACGCGGCCAAAUGCUCUUCAGAUCAGAGGCCCAGGUCCAGUGCGAGCUCGCACCUAGCGAGACCCCCUACCAGGAGUGCCCCACCCCUAGCAUUGUCUUCCUGCCCCACUAGCCCGGACUACAAUUCCCGAAAUGCGCCGCUCCGGAGAGGCGGGGCCCUCGGGCUUCGGGGCGGGACUGGCACGUGCGGUCACCCGCAGCCAAUGCGGUGCGCCUGGUCCGGGUCACGUGCCGCUGUUUGGCGCUUUUGUGCGCGCCCAGGUCUGUUGGUUCUCAGAGUGUGGCCAGGCGGCUCGGACUGAGCAGGGCUUUCCUUGCCAGUGGAUUGUGUAGAGUGUACAGCCAGUCUCUUGUCUUCUGUCCAACAUGGCAUCUUCUGAUAUUCAGGUGAAAGAGCUGGAGAAGCGUGCUUCCGGCCAGGCUUUUGAGCUGAUUCUCAGCCCUCGAUCAAAAGAAUCUGUCCCCGAGUUCCCCCUUUCCCCCCCAAAGAAGAAGGAUCUUUCCCUGGAGGAAAUUCAGAAGAAAUUAGAAGCUGCAGAAGAAAGACGCAAGUCUCAUGAAGCAGAAGUCUUGAAGCAGCUCGCUGAGAAGCGGGAGCAUGAAAAAGAAGUGCUCCAGAAAGCCAUUGAGGAGAACAACAACUUCAGCAAAAUGGCAGAGGAGAAACUGACCCACAAAAUGGAGGCUAACAAAGAGAACCGGGAGGCGCAAAUGGCUGCCAAGCUGGAGCGUUUGCGAGAGAAGGACAAGCACGUUGAAGAGGUGCGGAAGAACAAAGAAUCCAAAGACCCCGCGGACGAGACCGAGGCUGACUAAGUUGUUCCGAGAACUGACUUUCUCCCCGACCCCUUCCUAAAUAUCCAAAGACUGUACUGGCCAGUGUCAUUUACUUUUUCCCUCCUGACAAAUAUUCUAGAAGCUGAUGUAGGACCGUAUAGGUAGAUCCAGACCGUGAGAUGUUUUAGGGGCUCAAGGGGAGAAACUGAAAGUGUUUUGCUCUUUUUUAAAGUGUUGGUCUUUCUAACGUAGCUAUUUUUCUCGUUGCAUCUUUUCCUCUCGGGCACACUCGGUGUGCUGGGUUAAUGGCUAGUGCUGUAUUGACUGUGGAAGACGUUCGUGAAGAGUAUGUAGUGGCUUCUUCCAACCCAUUAGAUGCUGAGUAUCUGUUCACUUUGCGAUCCCAAUUCUGUCCCAAUCUCACCAGAUGCUACUGUACUUGAAUGGUUAAUAAACUGCACAGUGCUGUUGGUC
This is a messenger RNA of Rattus norvegicus (Norway rat), 1806 nucleotides long. NCBI's taxonomy places the organism in Eukaryota, Metazoa, Chordata, Mammalia, Rodentia, Muridae. The record is from RefSeq and is a predicted model, not a curated record.